This is a messenger RNA of Falco peregrinus (peregrine falcon), 1272 nucleotides long. RefSeq names its product myeloperoxidase. Lineage: Eukaryota; Metazoa; Chordata; Aves; Falconiformes; Falconidae. The record is from RefSeq and is a predicted model, not a curated record. Gene Ontology annotation, biological process: response to oxidative stress. The transcript has 7 exons. Bases 178 to 1272 code for a protein of 364 amino acids. Gene Ontology annotation, molecular function: peroxidase activity; heme binding.
AACCCAUCACUAGGAGCUUCAAACAGAGCCCUGGUCAGAUGGUUGCCAGCAGAAUAUGAGGAUGGUGUGUCAAUCCCCCGUGGGUGGACAGAAGAAAAGCGUUUCUCUGGAUUCCCCUUUCCACUGGUUGGAAAGGUGUCAAAUGAGAUUGUCCGCUUCCCCCCUGGGCAGCUCAGGAUGGACCAGCAGAGAUCACUCAUGUUCAUGCAGUGGGGCCAGUUUAUUGACCAUGACCUGGAUUUCAGUCCAGACACCCCAGCCCGAGUCACCUUCAGUGGCAAUGUGGACUGUGACAUCAGCUGUGCCAAGCAGCCCCCUUGCUUCCCCAUCAAGAUCCCACUCAAUGACCCACGAAUUAAAAACACAAAAGAUUGCCUUCCUUUCACCCGCUCAGCUCCCGCUUGUACCGGCGGCACAGCAAUUCGAGAUCAGAUCAAUGCCAUCACCUCCUUUCUUGAUGGCAGCAUGGUGUAUGGCAGUGAAGUGUCUUUGGCCAACACACUGAGGAAUCAGACCAGCCAGCUGGGCUUGCUGGCUGUUAACCAGAAUUUCACUGAUAGGGGGAAGGCAUAUAUGCCCUUCAGCAACAUGCAGAAGAGCCCAUGUCUUACAGCCAACAAGGAAGCUAAAAUCCCUUGCUUUCUUGCAGGUGAUUCUCGAGCAAAUGAGAUGCUGGAGCUGACAUGCAUGCAUACGCUCUUUCUGCGGGAGCACAACCGCCUGGCUAGGCAGCUGAAGAGAUUAAAUCCCCACUGGAAUGGAGAGAAGGUCUACCAGGAGGCACGAAAGAUCCUGGGUGCCAUGAUCCAGGUACCAGCCACCAUGUUGUAUGUCCUGGCUCUUCUGCCUUGUCUUGCAAUUAUAACCUACAGGGACUACCUGCCUCUUCUGCUGGGAACCAGUUUCCAGGGUUUGAUUCCUCGCUACCAGGGCUACAAUGAGUCUGUGGAUCCUCGAAUAUCCAAUGUCUUCACUCUGGCUUUUCGUUUUGCUCAUGCUUCAGUUCCCCCAACUGUUGACCGCUUAAGUCAAAGUUACAAACCCAUGGGUCCCAAAAUUCAACUCAGAAACGCCUUCUUUGCUGUCUGGAGGAUCAUUAAAGAAGGUGGUAUUGACCCCUUUCUCCGGAGCCUGAUGGCUAAUCAAGCCAAGCUGAUGACACAGCAGCAAAUGGUUGUGGAUGAGCUCCGGGAUUGGAUGUUUGAGCAGGUUGAAAGGAUUGGAUUUGAUUUAGCCGCGCUUAACAUGGAACGUAGCAGAGAUCAGCCUUGA